Durotheca rogersii is the source of this 881-nucleotide messenger RNA. RefSeq lists its product as uncharacterized. The transcript has 4 exons. Lineage: Eukaryota; Fungi; Ascomycota; Sordariomycetes; Xylariales; Xylariaceae. The record is from RefSeq and is a predicted model, not a curated record. The coding region runs from base 103 to 825 and encodes 240 amino acids.
CAGCCAGGAUCGAUAUUUUCGUUAGUUGCCAUCCUAUGUGGAUGCCGUCGAGGAGUGUCGUCGGCCCCCAAUAUGUGCUGAUGGCUUUUUGACAAGCCGGCCAUGGCUCAGUUCUUCGGCACACGUGCCUCCCGUAUCCUGCCAAUACCCCUACCAAUACCCUCUCUGCGCACCACCGUAAGACGUUGUGAGGUGCGUGCGGGUGAAGCCUCGACGGUAGGACCCCCGAUCCGGAGACACAAACACAUGCGAUACCCGCCCGUGUUUUUCGAUUUACGGCAUUGGGUGCAUAUUUUUUAUCUAUUGUAUGAGUACGGCAUAGAAUAUGCGCCCAUGUCCGUACGUGUAUAUACGUACCGAGAUGGUACUCCAACGAUGGUACUCCACGAGGCAGACGGGCCUCUUCGGGUUCUUCCACGCCAUGCGAGCCUCGUCGCGGCAUGUAGCCGGCAAUUAUUAAGGGAUCGCAAAUGUGUUAUUUCGUCCCUAUCAGAGACCCGCCCAUGGAUCUGCAAUGCGUAUCGAUACCCCUGGGGCGAGACGAGGGAGAGAAGGGAGCCCGAAGGAAUGCGUACGGAGAUGAUAGCAGAGGAUAAGAGGUGCGCAAAUCGUCCCCUCCCUCGAUCUCAACGCAAUCCAUGGCUCCCGUCCUCCGCCACGGCAUUAGGUAGCCGCUCGCGCUCGGUACCCCACAGUACCAUAUGGGUUCUCUCACCACCUCUUCUGACCUUGGCGCCCGUGGGCUGUGACGGCGUGCGUAUAUACGCAUAUGCGGGCUAUAUAUAUCAAGCCAAUCGGAGGUCUAUCUGCACGCCUACUGCGUAGUCAAGCCCGAGCCGAGAUGCUCAUUGGGCGGUGUGGCAGCUUGUGUGUGCGUUGGU